UAAGAAGAGCAUUUGUUUCUCUUCUUCCACCAACUUUCGGACCUUUCUUUCCUUAAUCUGUCUUUCCAAACAAAAACAUACAAAGGGUGCAACACAAUUAAUUAAUCUUAAUUAAUUGUGUUGUUGAAGAGUAAAAGGGCAUGGACAGCCUUGAAGAAAAAGUGUUUGUGUUCAUGGAUGAACAACAUUAUUAUUCAAAUGAAUUAGAGUUACAUGGUUCUGUGGACAACCUAUGUUGGUCGGACAACUCAAGCGACUCUGAUGACUCACUAGAGAGGACUUUGUAUUGGGAAUCUCAGGUGGCACUGCUUCAGGAAAUUUUGGAGCAGUAUCAUUUAACUGGGUCAAAAUUGAGACAAGAGAUUGGUCGAAUCAUAAAAGAGGUCAAAUGUUCGGAUUUUUGCAACUGUUUCAAGCCCAUCUCUUCCGAUUGUAUCACCUGUUUAAGAAGAAGAGUGGUUGCUGUGCUUCGCGACAGAGGAUUCAGUACCAACCUUUGCAUGUCAAAAUGGAGAGCCACCAAAAAAUUUCCUGGAGGUUGUCACGAAUAUAUUGAGGUGAUGGCAAGCACAUCAACGAGGAAGAAGCAGAUCCCAUUGCUGAUUGAAUUGGAAUUGAGGGACCAGUUUCAGAUUGCAAAAGCAGAUGAAAAAUACCAGAAACUUGUGUCCUGUGUGCCUGAAUUUUAUAUUGGGAAACCAGAGUACUUAACUGCCAUAGUUCGAGUUAUGUGCAAUGCUGCAAAGAAAUCAAUGAGGGAGAAGAAAAUGCAUCUGGGUCCAUGGAGGAAGAGUAGCUUCAUGCAGAUGAAGUGGUCAGGCUUCAAUCAUACAUGGAAUUCUGAUAAAUCAUCGGGCAGACUUUCAACAUUUCCCCUUCCACAAGCAACUGAAUCUUACCUCAGAAUUUCAGGCGCUCCAACUGCUGUCGUAGUCACCUGAAUUGUUUCUUGACAAUAAGCUCAAAAUCAAUGGUAGAUUUUGAAAGGGAAUUUUGAACUUAGACCCUUUUAGCUGCAGUAUAUUAGAUCAUUAGCAAUUCGUUUUGCUUUAGUUCAAAGAUUGUGAUGUAAUUUAUAUUCUCGUAGCAAUAGCAUAUAUCAUGUACCGUUAUGCAGUAACGCAAUUUUGAGUUUAUGAAUGUAUUAAGCUUCAAGAUCAAAUGUUAAUUAUCGAGAUAUAUAUAUAUAUAUAUAUGUCAAGUAGAUAAACUAGAGUUU
Molecule: messenger RNA, 1219 nt
Organism: Abrus precatorius (Indian licorice)
Lineage: Eukaryota; Viridiplantae; Streptophyta; Magnoliopsida; Fabales; Fabaceae
Exons: 3
Coding region: 141-941 (266 amino acids)
Source: RefSeq, a predicted model, not a curated record